AUGGAGAACGUUUCUGUGUCCAAGGGGGUAUUUGCCUGCAAAGGAAGUUACACAAUUGGGAAGAAGAAAAAGAAAGCGCAAUGCCCGGCGUACCUUAAUGAACCCUGGUAUAUCGCGUAUAACGAAACGUGGGGAUAUAUCGAACAGGCUACGGAGAAUGUCAGAUCGAAAAUGUUUCAACAAGUUAUAUCCAAUUUGGAGUUUUUCGUGUCGAAAAUAAAAGCGACUCCAUUGAAUGUAUCGUCCCACGAAAUAGCCACGGCCAUUUUGUUAACAGGAGUGAAUGUUCCCGAUCACACAACACUUUUCGACACGAUAGUAUCCAAACUUAAUAAAGUAACGCCGCAUUUGGCAGUGGUUUGGAGCAGAAAUUGUAACAGCGUGAAAAACAUCAUCGAAGACGCUGUAUAUCAAUUCACUCAUCAGAAUAUAAAUAAAUCGGAAUCGGACGAUGUUCCCGAAGUGCGUAAGAGUCAAUGCACCAUGCGCGUCUUGAAAAAAUUGUUUGCGGAACAUUACGAUCCGGAGGAUCCUCUAACUAUAAUUCUACCGGAUUUCGAAAGCUUCUCCACCAAUGUAUUACACGACUUUAUCCUGGUGUUGAGUUCGUACAGAAGUACUUUGAAGUUCGUACUCAUUUUUGGUGUCGCGACCACAUUGCACGCCGUACAUAAGUCAUUGACAUAUGACGUCACAUCGAAGUUAGUUGUACAGGUAUUCUAUACGCAGACGCAAGUCAAAACACUAUCCGAUGUAUUGGAGAGCACUGUUUUUUCUACAAAGAUUCCAUUUAAAUUAAUCGGUCGUGCGUUCCAAUUGUUGACUGACAUUUUUUUGUUUUACGAUUUUUCGGUAGACAACUUUUUACAGAAUUACAAGAUAUGCAUGAUACAACAUUUUUACGAGAACAAUGUGAGCUCUCUUUGUUGUCAACCUAAAGACAUUAAGGAGAGAAUAUCUAAACUCACCGAUGAAAACAUCGUGGACAUUAAAAGUUUACCAUCUAUCGCUAAAUAUUUGAAAGCGUCCAAUGAAGCGGCGAAUGGAGAUAAAGAGCUCAGCGAUAAAGAAUUCAUGGUAUUGUUGGAACAAUUAUUAAAUAAAUUUCACAAAUUUAUGGAUCGAUUUUUAAUCGUUUUGAGAUGUUUGCACUGCCUGAUUGCUUCAUUACCAGGCUCGCCUAUGGGUAAACAGUUACGGGAAGUUUAUACCAAAGCGGUUUACACGAACGAUCUGACAGAGUCCUCCGAGUACAAAGAGUGUCUGAAAUUACUGGGAUUUUUAUCGAAGGAGGACCUACUCUCGAAACUCGAAUCUGUCGUGAAAAUUGUCGAGGAAUCCAAAGAUUCGGAAAUUACGAAAAUUAAGGUCAAUCUCAACAAUCACAUCAAGACGAUUCGAGAAGCUAGUUUAAGCACCACAGCGACUUCUGAAAUUAUCAGUGUGGAAGAGAAACUUAGUCGCCUGCAACUAAAGGAGAAAUUGCUCAAAAUGAGUCAGCAACAGUCGCGUUCCGCUUACAAGCAGGCGCAGCUUGACCUGAUCGAUUACUUGGACCAAAAAGUGUUCUCCGUUCAUCUGAUCGAUCCGAGUCGCGUGACGGCUCACGAGAUAUUUUGCUACAGCGACGGGAAUCAGGCGAAGCAUCAUAUUCGCGGCUCUUUGCGGGCUGCCAUACACACGGGAUUGAGCGAUCCGCAGAUGUACUUGGACUGCGACUGCUGCAAAUUGGAAAACGACGACGACAUUCCGCGCACGCUCCCCGACCUGAGUAUAAUUUAUAAGCUACAUUUGGAGUCCAGGAAGCUGAUCAAUAUGUACGACUGGCUGCAGGCAUUCCUGACGAUCGAGGAUCCGCAGGCCCAAUGUACGGAGCAACGCAACGUGGAUCCGCGACUGCAAGCUCGGUUUACUCAAGCGGUCGCCGCUCUACAGUUCCUCGGCUUCAUCAAGACUUCUCGAAGGAAGACGGAUCAUGUACAGCGACUUACGUAACAAUAAUAUCGCUGUUUGAUUGUUUGCUUAGUUUGUCCGCAUGGUUUGUUAUGUAUGCUUUUGAAUUAUUCUGUUUUUGUACGAUUUUUAUUAAUUAAUAAAUUAACAUGGACAUAUUUAAA
Molecule: messenger RNA, 2117 nt
Organism: Solenopsis invicta (red fire ant)
Lineage: Eukaryota; Metazoa; Arthropoda; Insecta; Hymenoptera; Formicidae
Gene: Orc3
Product: origin recognition complex subunit 3
Exons: 14
Coding region: 1-1995 (664 amino acids)
Biological process (GO): DNA replication initiation; DNA replication
Cellular component (GO): nuclear origin of replication recognition complex; nuclear pre-replicative complex; DNA replication preinitiation complex
Molecular function (GO): DNA replication origin binding
Source: RefSeq, a predicted model, not a curated record